AUGGCGGCCGCAGCCGGGCACGUGAACAUGAUGGACGACGUCCUCAUCUCGAAUCUGCCCCCUGUCCUCCUCAGAUCCGCCCUGAGGACUCUCGUCUCACAAGGCGCCUCGACCCAGCGCCCCUUCGUCGAGCACAUCCGCAAGCGACUGCUCGAGUCACCGCCGGCCUUCACCGACGCGAGCGUCCUGUUCCCCCCUGGCAACGAUGGCCUCGUCUCCCUGGAAUGCGUGCGGUAUAUCGCCUCGACGCGGUGCCUCUUCUCGAGCAAACUCGCCAAGGCCGCCCUGCCAUACCUGACACAUUUCUUGAAGUCCUUACGUGAGGCAAGAGCACAGUGGGCACGUGGGGACGAGCUGGACAAAGUUCUCGACCAGAUUUCAGGCGAUAUUGUGCAGGCCGUACAGGCACUCAAGGAGUCGAAGCCAGAGCCGACGUCCACACUGCUGGGUGAAUUACAGGGUUUCUUGGCCAGUCUUGAGGCUCUUCAUAGCUACUGCUUCAACACGGCAUCCCAGGCCCUAGGAUAUCCAUUCACCAGAGCAGAGAGACAGGUCCGGGAUGUUAUCAGCUUUUUGUACCCGGAAGCAGCAGCUUCAUUUCCAUCUCCACAAGCAGCGAAAACCAUUACCAUAAGCGUCAAAGAGCGGCAUGUUGAUAUAGAGACGUUCCAGCUUGGCCCUCACCGGAUGCCGCGUGUGUUUAAUGGGCUCUGGCAGCUCUCUUCUCCCGCAUGGGGCAGUGCGAGUGCAGAGAGCCAAGAGACGGCACUGGCUGAGCUCGUCGAGCUUGGCUUGAGUACUGCUGAUAUGGCUGAUCAUUACGGCGACGCCGAGCUGAUCUAUGGAGAUUUUCGGAAUAGGCUGCCCGCUGCCAUGCGAGAUGCGGUCCAUGCCGCGACAAAGUGGUGCGUGUUUGGGCCUAUCGGCCAGCCGGUAACUACACAAUAUGUCUUGCAGGCUGUCAAAGAGAGAUCACGACGGCUUGGUGGUCGUGUCGAGCUUCUGCAGUUCCAUUGGCACGAUUACUCAGCCAAGGAGUACCUGGAUAUUCUCGUGGAGCUUGUGAGGAUCACACAGACAUAUCCUCAACUUGUCUCCGCGAUCGGGCUGUGCAAUUUCGAUGCCCAUCACACGGAGGAGGCCUGCAAGUACCUCUUAGAGAAGACAGGAGUAGUAGGGCUUGUCUCCAACCAAGUACAGUUCUCGCUUAUUGACUCGCGCCCUCUGCAACAUAUGUCUGCUGUGUGUGAGAGGUACGGCAUCAAGCUCCUUACAUAUGGGUCUCUUUACUUUGACAUGGUUCAGAACUGGGGCGGCUGGCCUGAAUUCCAGGCCCUCUUGGAGACUCUCUCGUCCAUGGCCGACAGGCAAGGCGAGGGGAUUUCUCUCACAAACAUCGCUUCGCGCUGGGUGCUUCAGCAGCCCAACGUCGGUGCUGUCAUCGUGGGCAACAGGUUAGGAGUGUCAAGCCAUGCUGUUGAAAACCUCAACAUUUUCAAAUUCAAGCUGGAGGACAAUGACAUGGCAGCUAUCAAUAAGAUCGCCUUGGGUGAUGACAGGUACAAGACGAAGGCAGUGUUCGAAAAGUUGGGCGAUUGUGGCAAUGAGUAUCGGGCUAUGCAUUAG
Diaporthe amygdali is the source of this 1626-nucleotide messenger RNA. RefSeq lists its product as uncharacterized. NCBI's taxonomy places the organism in Eukaryota, Fungi, Ascomycota, Sordariomycetes, Diaporthales, Diaporthaceae. The coding region runs from base 1 to 1626 and encodes 541 amino acids. The record is from RefSeq and is a predicted model, not a curated record. The transcript is spliced from 8 exons.